Molecule: messenger RNA, 612 nt
Organism: Parasteatoda tepidariorum (common house spider)
Lineage: Eukaryota; Metazoa; Arthropoda; Arachnida; Araneae; Theridiidae
Source: RefSeq, a predicted model, not a curated record
UGAAUCUAGAAAUAUUUUUAUAGCGUUCUAAACUCAGAUUGUUAAACUGAAGGCGAUAUAGAUGAAAUACUAAAUAAGCGAAAUGAAUGAGUUACACACAUUUGCAUUUUUUCUCUUGAUGUUAAGUGUAUCUACUGUACAUUGUCAACAGCAAGCUCCUUAUGAUUUUGGAGAACAAACAAGAGGAGAGAGAGAAGGGGAGCUUUCUCCAGUAGCGAUAGCAGGUGUUGCUUUUUUGGCUGUGGCUGUAGUUGCUGGACUUGGUGUUACAAUUCUCUUUUGUUACUACGUUCAUAGAAAACAAAGACAAGAACUGUAUGCGGCUGGUGCAUUUCUGGCUUCAAACACUAUUAGAAAGUAAUGUUAAAUUAAAAUGUUCUAACAAGCUGUGCUGGUUGAGUCAAGGGGAUACGAAUGUGCCGAUAAAUCAUGGUACAUUCGUACCUCCUUGACUCAAACUUUAAGCAUGAUAUUUUACUGAAUUGAAAUUUGUAGAUUAAAGUAGACGAUUGUAUACUUUUAGUAAGAAAAAUGAUAUUUGAAUGAACGAAUAUCUGUAGUUUACUGUUUAUUUUAUUUAUUAAUAAAGUGGAAAUUGAUUCAAAUUAUGAA